This is a messenger RNA of Plenodomus lingam JN3, 1920 nucleotides long. NCBI's taxonomy places the organism in Eukaryota, Fungi, Ascomycota, Dothideomycetes, Pleosporales, Leptosphaeriaceae. The record is from RefSeq and is a predicted model, not a curated record.
AUGAUUACAGAAACGAUUCGUAGAGUCGAUGGCUACUCACAUGAUGCAUACACGUAUUAUCCAGUCAUUAUUGUCGGUGCCGGCGCUUCUGGUAUUGCUAUGGCGUGUCAGUUAAAACAGCAGCUUGGAUUCGAUCAAUUUCGCAUUUUUGAUCGCCAGGCUGGUAUUGGAGGCACUUGGUGGAUCAACAGAUACCCGGGCGUUGCAUGCGAUGUGCCUGCUGUCUUUUACUCCUUCUCCUUUGCCCAAAACCCGAACUGGACAUCCUUUUACCCGCCUGGCAACGAAAUCGUUCGAUAUUACCACGAAGUCUGCGAACAAUACAAGAUUACGGAUAAGUUUGAGCUCAACACGGACAUCCAAGGCUGCAGAUGGCUGGAAGAUGAGAAGCUAUGGGAGGUCACGAUACGCAGGAUGGUGGCAGGUAUGGGGGAUCUCUCAGCCAAGGAGCGGCAGAAAAUUGUCGAUGAUCAGGGCGAACACGCUGUGUAUUCUGAAACGGAGAUUGUGAAGAGUAAAGUCGUUGUCAGUUGCGUUGGUGGUCUUGUGGAGCCUAAAGGAUGGCCUGAUGAGAUCAAAGGCAUUGAGAACUUCAAGGGCAAGAUGUUCCAUUCUGCGAGAUGGGAUGAAAGCGUGGACUUCACCGAAAAGAGUGUCGUUGUUAUUGGAACAGGUUGCAGUUCUGCCCAGCUCGUACCACGGUUACCAAAUGCACCGUAUAAUGCAAAAUCAGUCACCCAGCUGAUGCGAUCUCCACCAUGGGUUGUGCCCCGCCCUUCUCCACCGGGAGGAGACGCCUGGUGGGAGAAAAAUAGUGCGAAGCUGAUGAAGUAUAUCCCAGGAUUAAAGGAAAUGUUGCGAUUCACCGUAUUCCUUGCCGCCGAGGGUGAGUUUUUGAAGCUGUUCCCCAACACAGCAUAUGCAGAGAAGCAUCGAAAAAUCUACGAGGAAAAGGUCCUGGAGAAUAUGAGGAAGUACGUGCCCGAAAAGUACUGGGAGAUCAUGACACCAGACUAUGGUGUAGGCUGCAAACGACGCAUCUUCGAUAAGCGAUGGCUAAGAAGCCUCAACGACCCCAAGAUUAACCUCACUACACAACCGUUGAGUCGAGUCAGCGAAACUGGAGUAGUACUAGGACGUGGAGCCACAUACCCCAACAACGUGAACCCUGAAGAGUAUCCAGAGAAAGAGAUAGCCGCAGACAUUAUCGUGUUAGCCAACGGCUUCGACACAACCAGAUGGCUUCAUCCCCUAAAGGUUGUCGGUAAAGGCGGCAAAGACCUCGUGGAGCUCAUGGAGGACCGAGGAGGAGCCCAAGCCUAUCAGGGUACAGCAAUGGACGGCUUCCCAAACUUCUUCAUGAUCUUUGGUCCCAACACCGCCACAGGACACUCUUCAGUCGUCAUGGCGAGCGAAAACAUGGUGAACUUUACCCUAAAAUUCAUUGCCCCCAUCCUGCACAACCAUGCUACAACCGUUGAGAUCAAGACAUCCGCGGAAAAUGCCUACACGGCUGAAAUGCAACGCGCACUCAAAAACACGGUUUGGCAGAGUGGUUGUUCUAGCUGGUAUUACACCAAAGAUGGCUGGAAUUCAACCGUCUAUCCCUACUCGCAGAUUGAUUUUUGGCGCCGCUGCACGUUUCCUACAUGGAGUCAUUGGGAUAUAGAGUAUACAAGUAAAGGGCUUAUGAAGAUGCGGAGGAGGAGAGUGAUGAGGGUUUUGGCAGUGUUGGUGGCGGUUGUCGGGGCUUGGAGGGUCAGGCAGAUGGGGUGGAGGGUGGGAGAUGUCAGGACUAUGGUUGAAGGAAUAGUUAGGAGGUUGGUGGAGGGGAGUUUGUCGAGGCUGGGGCAGUCUUGGGAUGUAACGAGGAAUACCGGUGUUUUCUUGAUGACGGGGAAAGGUGUGUAUGCUCGGUGA